Molecule: messenger RNA, 3637 nt
Organism: Emiliania huxleyi CCMP1516
Lineage: Eukaryota; Haptophyta; Isochrysidales; Noelaerhabdaceae
Exons: 4
Coding region: 515-3103 (862 amino acids)
Source: RefSeq, a predicted model, not a curated record
UCCCAAGCUGAGGACCUGCUGCCGCGUCUUGCAGUCGUGUCGAGGCCGCGGACAACCGCGUCCCACGCCGACACGUGCACGCAGCCACCAUGAUCCAGUUCGACGAGCACGGCUUUCGCCGCCGGGUGGAGGAGGCUUUGGUCACGCUGCAAAAAGUGCUGCACUCCACGCGUCGGCCGACCUUCACUCGUACGAAGAUAAGUACCUUCUCGCCGAGUUUGUUACCAACUGUGGCCUCGCCGCGCAGUGCACCUGCCUCGAAGCGCUUGGCGUGGGCACCCAACAGCUUGCCACGCUCGUCGAGUGGAGCGCGAGCGAGACUGUCACCCUGCGCCUCGCCGGGCGGCAGCGCUGCACCUUCCUCCGCGAGGAGGAGCGCGAGGUCGAGUCCACAUCCAAGGUCGUCAAGGAGAGCACUAUCUUCGGCAAGUCCGAGCAAAAGGUGGUCACCCGGGUCAACGAGUGGUUCUGGAAGAUCGACGUGGAGUGGGAGCUCGUUGCGUACGCCGGCACGAUGGGUGGCCCGCGCCAGCUGCGGCUGCAGGGGCGCUCGGGCUCGGCCCAGCUCAAGACGACAACGUCGGCGACGCCAGAGCCCGCCGGCCAGGUCGAGUUCAUCCCGACAGAGGUUCCGAUAACCUGGCUGCUGCAGCAAGUCAAGCUGCCGGGGGGACUGGUGGGAGCGGCGCACGUUCUCAGCUUCAAGAUUGACCGCGACGCCGAGGGCUGCCGCACGCCCCGGCGCAACCCGCAGGUCGAGGCAGCGCUGCACGCCGCUCGCGAGCUGUGCGCGUGGUCGAAGAGGGUCUGCCAAUUCAUGAACCAGCGCAUCUUCUCCAAGGCGGAGCGCUGCGCAAAGGUGCAGGCGCACACCGGCCGCGGCUUCCUCGCCUUGAUCGCCUCCACUCACCAGCCAAGCGAGCUCUUUGUGCCAGUCCUCCCCCUCUUCGAGGCGCGGGCGGCGGAGGAAGAGGCGGACGCAGCCGGCGGCGACGGCGACGGCGGCGACGGCGACGGUACGCUCGUGAGCGUCACCGCGGCGGCGGCCGAGGCGGCGUCCACCCCGGUCCUCCGCAUCGGCGACAUAAACGCGAUGCUGGCUGAGCAGCGGCGCGCAUUGGAGGCCAAGUGGGCCACGCUCGCCGACGCCUGCCCGCCAGCGGACGACGGCUCCCUCCUCUCGCCCGUCGAGCUGAAGCUCUCCAUCGCGGUCAAGCACUUGGACGACUGCUGCUCGCAGCUCUCGCAGGGCGUCGACUACAUCGAGGCGAUGCUCAAGAAGCAGCUGCUCGACGCCGUCGGGCGCUUGGUCACUCCCGCAGACUUCCAGCGGUACAUGGACUUCCACGGCCAGCGCCUCUUCAAGCCCGAGUAUGCGCCCAAGCCUUUCUGCUUCGCCGUCCGCCGCCCCGACCACUACCCCGAGGGCACGCUCACCAUCGAGCACCUCUCGCCGGACCGCUCGCGCGGCGCAAUCCACACCAGCGGCGCAAUCCACACCAUCUGCCGCCGUGUGGCCGAGCCGGUCGCGCCGAUGAGCUUCGCGCUCGACGCGGCCACGCGCGUCAGCUUUACCGGCGAGCGCUUUGUGCACGCGUACCUCGCGCACCAGUUUGGCGACCCGCCCUCCCCUCCUCCUUCACCACCGCCACCGAACUGGCGGUCUCCGCCCGCGCCGUGCACCAGUUCCGGUGCGUCGGUACUCAUGCUGGGCGCACGCGCGCGGCAGUUCUCCUCCUUCAUGCUGCUGCUCGGCCGCAUGGGACCGGCAGGCACCUUCGAGCAGAAGCACGCCCUCAUCUUGCAGAACAAGGACGCGGUCGACAUCCCGCUGAUGCUCGAGGCGCUGCCGUCGGCGACGGAGUUCCGCGACGCGAUCUCGAGCCUGUCGCCGGAGCAGCAGCGCUUCGCCAAGGCGUACCGCGCGAUGCAGCUCGAGGGGUCCGUCUUCGGCAUCCUCGUCAUCCAGCUCAAGCCGCAGCUCGAGGCGCUGCUCAAGCUGCCCCACGACGCGCUGACCAAGGAGAUCGCGCUCACGCAGCAGCUGCUCGACCUCUUCAUCCAGUACCAGAUCCCGUCCGACCUGCUCACCUACGCCGGGCCCGCCUCUGCGUCGCCCGAAGAGAAGCUCGAGGCCGUGCGUGGGCACGUCGCCGCCAUCUACAAGAUGGUCGAGGCGGCCAAGGAGGGCGAGCUGCAUGCCGCCAGGCAGCAGGCGAUGAUGGAGCAGCCAUUUCAUGAGUACGCGGAGUCGUUUGGUGACACGAGCGCCGGAUUCUCCCUCUUCCAAUGCGGCGAUGCAUCAGCGAGGUCGGCAUCACCGCCGGAUUCACCGCCGCGCCGCAAUGCCCGCAGCAUCCAGCGCACAGCCAGCAGCGCCUCUGCCGCCCCCCCACCCCGCCAUAGCGCUGCCCAGAAGCGCGUCCGGAUGCCGGUCGCUGCGUGCGCAGCCGGGGCGGCACCGCCCGGCUGUGGCCCGCCCCCACCGCCCGGCGCGUCGUUUCCGGCGCCAACCGCAAAGGCUACGCCAGCGCCCAUCGCCGGGCCGGCGGAGGCGAAGGCGAACGACGACGACUUCGACACGGCGGACGACGUGGCGUCCGAGCUCGACUACACCAAGAUCCCCUCGACGCUCGACGCGAAGCUGCUGACGGCGGAGGGCGGCGCCGCGAUCCGGCCCACGACGAUUAAGGUGGGCGAGACGUGGACGAAGCGGUCGCAGAAGGCGCUGCUCGGCAAGCCGAAGGAGGAGGCGCUGCACACCGAGGAGCAGCAGCGCGAGAAGCAGGCCGCCUUUGACCUGCUCGACGCGCUCUCGUGCUCGGGCGCGCUGCCGAUCGCGUGCUGCUCGCUGCACGUCGUGGUCGCCGCCACGCACGCCUUCGACCAGUCGCUGCUCGACACGGUGAUCCAGCAGAACGUCAACCCGAUCGAGAAGCUCGAGCGCUCGUCGCUCCUCGUCGCAACGACGAUCCACGACGCGCCCGCGGGGCGGCUGCUGCGCGACGAGGUGCGCGAGCGCGUCGCGCGCUUCGCAGCGCCGGAGCUCCUCGGAGGCGACGCUGCCGCAGCGGGCGAAGGCGCGGUCGCUGAUCUGCCGUAGUGAGAGCGCGCCGCGGCCCACUUGCACCAUAGCGGUGCUUCACAUGAGCAUGAGGCAGCAGAUGGCACGGUGUGGCGCCCCCUGCUUCUGGGGCGCCGAAACUAGAUAUGCCUCACUCUCUUGCUCCUGCUUGGGGGCCAGGCCCAGGGUUGGGGUUGGGCAUGGUGACUACGUUUGCCUUUCGUACAAUGUCAUGUGUGUUUGAGUAAACUACGCCGGGAAACUUCUCUCAGUCCACACCAAGACCAACCUGAACCAAAGCCGAAACCACCACGUCGACCUUGCCAUCCUGCGCAGCUGGCGCGCCGCUGCUGCAAUCUUUUUCGGCAGCGCGACGUCCUUUACGAACGACACGACGAGGGCCCGUCGAACCCUUGGCGACGCGUUGAAAAAUCCCCGUGCCUAGUAGUUUUCGGGGCCCGAGCUCGGGUGCGUCUGGUUUCUUUUUUUUACCUGUUUUAGUGCCAGUGCGCGCCAGUCCCGUGCCCAGUGUUGUGCGAGCGCCAUGUGUUUUCAAAUUCUUUUUUUAGUGCG